Molecule: messenger RNA, 8982 nt
Organism: Pocillopora damicornis (cauliflower coral)
Lineage: Eukaryota; Metazoa; Cnidaria; Anthozoa; Scleractinia; Pocilloporidae
Molecular function (GO): carbohydrate binding
Source: RefSeq, a predicted model, not a curated record
AUACAUUUUGUUGACUGAGACUUAAAUGAUCUUCAGUACUAGUCUCUACAAGUCCAAGGCUGAAUACAAUUUACCGUUUGUAGUAAUACUUUUUCUUUCUUUACGAUUCUGCUUAAAAAAUUCCAUCAAUGUACACUUCCUGAAUAGUACAGCAAAUUUAGAAAUUGUUUAGUCAACUCAAGGCAUAAUUAUUUGCUCUAAUAUUAUCUAUACUAUCAUACGCCGUCGACUUCGACACUUCCUGAAAUCCACGCACACAUAUGGCAGCACUGAUCCUUUGAUCUUUCUUGGAAUAACCACAACCAUUUCCGUUAAAUAUUUGCCCAAGAGCUGGGUGUCAAAUUAGCUGGUAAAUGUUUCUCCAUGGAAAUAUUCAUUUUUCAAUUUAAAAAAAAAUAUCGACUGAACUUAAAAAAACAAUUAAAACAUAAAGUUUAUUACACAAUUAAGAAUGGAAGUUGUGUGGAAGGAACGUUAGUAUUUCAUAGCCAUCGCGUUGCGAAGUGCAAGAGAUUUCUCAAAGGUCAAUGAGUCGUGCGUUCAUAUAUAACAAGGGGUAAUUUCAUGAUCUCAUACCAGAACUUCGAUCACAGCUGAAGAUUCUGUCAUUCUCCAUGAUAUAAAAAAGUAUUUAAGACUAAUCCAUUGACCGUUUUCGGGAGGGUUAAUCAGUUAUUGUUAUGCAAUUGAAGAAAAAAAUUGGAAAAUUUCCCUAGUCUCCUAUUACUGUAGAAUCACGUGUUCCCCCUCGCGGUCCUCACAAGUUAGCUCGCAACGAUUAGCGAUGCAUAAUGGCGAAUGCGAUGGUUUACAGACUUCUAGUGACUCUUUUGAUUAUUUGUCGCUCUGUUUCAGCCUCUAAUUGUCCACCUGACUGGUAUGGAUUUGGUAACUCUUGUUACAAGUUUGUGGUGAGAUCUUUGUAUGUGAAGGGCCUCAACUGGGAAAAUGCACGAAGAACUUGCCUAAAUUAUGGGGGAGACCUGGCUAGUGUUGAAAAUAUUUCAGAAAUGAACUUCAUAUACAGUCAUUCCUCCAAGAAUUGGAGGGAAAAUUAUUGGAUUGGACUCAAUGAUCAGCACAAUGAAAGCCAGUUUGUUUGGAGUGAUGGAACACCUUUCAACAGUUCUGUCUAUAAUAACUGGAAAAGUGGUGAACCUAAUGAUGGUGGUGGAGUAGAGGAUUGUGUUGAGCUCUAUCUCCGUCGUUGGAAUGACGAUAAAUGUAAUAGUGAGCUUGGUUAUAUCUGUGAAAGGCCUAAAGGAGUACCCAUGCCUACCUCAUUAACUGUAUCACCACCAGCCACUUCCACCCCCAUUUCCUGUCCUAUCGGAUGGGAAUAUUAUGGGUCAUCCUGCUACAAGUUUAGCUCAGUUAGAAAGACAUGGACUGAUGCUGCAAAAGACUGCCGAGCAUUGGGAGGAUACUUGGUUAAAAUAGAUGACAGUGAUGAACAGCAUUUCAUAACAUUCAAGCAGAGAAUUAGUCACAGAACGAGAUGGAUUGGAUUAAGUGAUUCUGCUGUUGAGGGAAAUUACAGAUGGGAAGCUGAUAAUACGUUGGUAAACUACACUUAUUGGGCGACAGAUGAACCAAAUGAUUUUGCAGGCUCAGAGGAUUGUGUUCAAGUCUGGGCUUACUCUUCAGGAGGUUUAUGGAAUGACGAUUUUUGCAACUCAGAACACUACUACAUCUGUGAGAAACCUGGUGGUCAAAACCUAUGUCCAUUAAAUUGGAGAGGUUUUGGUGACUACUGUUACCAGUUCAAUAUUCAUGGGGCCCAUGCCAAGAGUUGGCUUGAUGCUGAAAAAGCCUGCAUGUCACAUAAUAGCGGGACUGAAUUGGUUAGCAUUAGCGCGGGGGCAGAGCAAGAUUUUCUCUUAAAGUACCUUAAAGACAUGAGAAUUCCUCAAAUAUGGAUUGGACUUAAUGAUCGUAAACAGGAGGGGACAUAUGUAUGGACAGACAAGUCCUCUCUCACCUACAAAAACUGGGCACCAAAACAACCAAGCAAUGGUUUUUUCGGAACGUAUGCAGAUUGUGCAAGAAUGGAUGCUGAUAAUCAGAAUGGCACCUGGAGUAUGGCAAUGUGUCGCAAUAAGUUUGGCUAUGUCUGUAAGAGAAAAAAUGGCAUAAAUCAGUGUGAUUCGCCAUUUGGAAUGGAAGAUGAGAGCAUUGCCGAUAGCCAAAUAUUUACCUCCAGCAAUUAUAACUUUUCAUCUCGAGCAAGUCAGGCCCGUCUUCGUUUGGAAAGCGGUGACUUAAAUGCAGGAGCAUGGUGCGCUGCACAAAACAAAGUGGGUGAAUAUUUACAAAUUGAUUUGGGAGUUGUGCGUCAGGUAAGACACAUUGCACUUCAAGGAAGGCCAGGAUCUUCCGACUAUGUGAAGACGUUCUAUCUCAGAUAUGGAGACAAUGGCCUGGAUUUUAAUAACUAUGGUGAAAACGCCACAGUCAAAUACAAGACUUUAGGUGGAAAUGUCAAUGAUGCCGCGUCCAUCAGCAACAUUGCCCUUACUGAACCUAUCUAUGCCAGAUUUAUCAGGAUUUAUCCACUUUCAUGGAACUCUCGUAUCUGCCUGAGAACUGAAAUUUAUGGCUGUGCAUCACAAGCCUCUUCUAAGAAGUGUGGGAUUGGCUGGGAGAUUGGACCUGAUGAAACUUGCUACCAGAUUAACUCAAAUCAGUGGAAAUUGUGGGCAGAUGCACGCGCAUCUUGCCUGAGCAGAGGCGGGGAUCUAGUCAGCAUAGUAACUAUGAAGGAGAAGAACUGGUUGAAUAAUAGAUUGCAAGCGGUCAGUGGGUGGACUUAUUCAUUUUGGCUGGGACUGAAUGAUAGAGACUCUCCUAAGCACUUUUACUGGAGUGAUGGAAGUCCUUAUAGAUUGACCGCAUGGGAUGCUGGUUACCCCACGAACACACCACAAACUCCGAAAGCUUGCGUUGAGAUUGAUACAGUCAGAGGGGCUUGGAGAGAUGUGAGCUGCGGAGAAUAUCGACCAUUUAUUUGCAAAAGGAAAAUGGCAAGUGGUGUGAAGACUCCUGUGACUGGAAACUGGAUUAGUGGGACAGAUUACUAUUGGCCGCUCGAUCAAAUUGUCGAAGGGAAGUCGGUUGUUGGAACAGUCCCAGCUAUUGUUCACGGCGAGGUGAAAUCAUCUAACUCGUCUCAAAAUGGACGCAGCGUCGUAUAUUUUAGGGGCUACCAGGCGCAUUUGGAUGCGAGACGGUUUCAAGAUCCCUGCAUAUCGAAUCUAGAUAAGUGCGAGAAUGGCAUCACUGUCUCAUUUGUUAUACAGUUCGAGGAUGAUGCAAAGACCUGGAAGACAAACACUUUCAUUGUGUACACAUUCGAGGACGUAUUGCAAAAGGGUCGAGGAUUUGCACUUUAUUACGUCAACGGUCAAUUACAUACGGCAGUUAACACUCGGCAAAAGAGGUGGCAUGUUUUUAAACCUUUACAGACGGGCAAAAAUGUAUGGCACCAUGUUAUGUUCACCUGGCAACGCGAAAAGGGGAUUGUUCUCUACAUAAAUGGAAAGAAAAGCUCUUCUUUGUACUAUGGGGUUUCUUCCUCUCACUCUAAAAGUAGCAGUUCAUUUAUUGUGGGGAGCAAGUCCACUCAACCUUUAUCUGGUGGAUUUCGGAUGCGUUCACUGGCAGUUUGGAGGAGGCCGUUGACGUCUCAAGAAGUAAAUCGUAUUUAUCUGGCCGAGUUUGGCUCCUGUAGGGUUGGUUGGAAAGACUUUGGGCAGUACUGUUACCAGUUCAAUUUGAACAAGAAAUCGUGGCCUUCUGCACAAAUAUCCUGUGUGAACCAGCAAGCAGAACUGGUCAGCAUUCACUCACCCGUCGAGCAGGCCCAUAUAUCUCUGGAGACAGGACCUCACGGACUAGACUUACCGGCGUGGAUUGGGAUGCAUGAUCAAGGAGUGGAAAGUGAGUUCCAGUGGUCUGAUGGGUCAGCGGUUCAAUUCACCUACUGGGAUGGCUGGCAACCUGAUAACUGGCGAGACUCAGAAGAUUGUGCCAAUGUCAGAAAUGUGAACGAUGGCCGCUGGAAUGAUCAGAGCUGUUAUAACAGUUUGCCAUAUAUCUGUAAGAAGCCAAAAGAGUAUAUCACACCUCAUGGAAUCAUUGCAACAUCGACUCCUAAGAAACUUUUCGUUUGCGAAAGUACAUCUGCAGUUCUUAGUUGCCCAACAUCUACAGUUUUGACGAUCAAAUCUGCCACAUGGGGACGCACUAAUACGACCAGAUGUUUUCAAGUGAGCGUUAAACCUUGCAAGCUGAAUGUUACCGCAAACUUAAAUGCUAAAUGUGGAGGCAAAAACCACUGUUCGUUAAGAGCCACCAAUUCAGUACUUGGUGCUGACCCAUGUGGAGGGGGAAUUGCUAAGUAUUUAGAAAUUGACUACAUGUGCCUGAAAGGUCCUGAAAAUUCUCCGCUCUGUAAAGGUGGCUGGCAUCUUAGCCCUGAUGGCUCUCGCUGCAUCAGGGUGAUCUUUGAUCGCAAAACUUGGCAGGAUGCGAGAAGCACGUGUAAAACUUAUGGAGGUGACCUAGUCAGUUUCCACAGCAGCACAGAGAAUAUCUUGGUGACUUCUCUGUUAGUUGACUCCUGGAACAUUGGAGAGGUGGGAGGAUUAUGGACGGGUCUCACAGAUGCCGGUCAGAAAGGCGUGUACUACUGGUCUGAUGGGUCCAAGCUGGACUACACCAAUUGGCUCAACACUCAACCAGAUGAGAGGAUUUUGGAGGGAAGUUGCGUUCAAGCCACCUUGCAACCCGGUCGUAUGAGCUGGUUGUUCUGGCAGGAUGUGGACUGUAACAGCACACUUUAUUUUGCCUGUGCAAAACCUCCAAAUAGGCAGGUGCUACCCACCAACCUCGUUCCUUCAGGACAAAGUCUGACGCGCACGGCAACUCCUACUUCUACGGUUUUUAACUACUUGUGUCCAUCUGGAUGGAUGACAAAUGGCUCAUUCUGUUACAAGUUGAUGUCGCAGAGCAAAACGUGGACUGAUGCAAGAGACACCUGUAGAUCAUUCACUGCAAACUCAGAUUUAGUCAGCAUUCACAGUGUAGCGGAGAAUGAAUUUGUGGCCAGUCUGUUCAGUGGCUUACUGUAUGCAGCUUGGAUUGGACUGAGCGACCGUGGUGUGUUAUAUGGCUACGUUUGGAGCGACGGAACGCCUGUGCAGUUCACAAAAUGGAACGUGCAGCAACCGGACAGUCAUCAAGGACAACAGCCAUGUGUGGAGAUGUAUUCUACCGGAGAAUGGGGGGACACUGGAUGCUACUCUGUAAAGCAGUUCAUCUGCAAGAUGCCACGAUCGGAUAAUAAACCGUCAGCAACAGUCACUCCAACCACACCUGUUCACCAAACCUCAGGCAUUUGCCCUAACAAUACGAUUUUGUGGAAUACAAUGUGCUACUAUUUCGCAAAUGACUCCCAGUCAAGCCGACUCACGUGGCGUGCCGCUCGACAGGCGUGUCAAAAAGAACUAGGAGGAGACCUCGUUAGUAUUUUAAGUGCUGCGGAGAAUAACUUCAUAAAAUCUCAAAUCUCAGGGCACAGUAGUAAUGCUCUUUGGAUUGGACUCAAUGAUCUCGGAACAGAAAGCAGCUACCAGUGGAGCGACGGUUCGCCAGUAGUUUAUAUAAACUAUGGAUGGAAAGAACCAAAUGAUUAUUACGGCCAGGAAGACUGUUUGGAAAUUGUAAAGCGUGGUUAUUGGAAUGACCAUCACUGCAGUGUCCUGCGGCCGUACAUCUGCAAAACGACAAAUAAUUCCAGAAUACAAGCUUUGACCACGUCCCCUCCUGACCAAUCGCGUCCUGGCCGAUCACAUGGCAGAUGUAAAGACGGCUGGGUAAACUAUGACAAGCGCUGCUACCGCAUUGUGUCGGAUCCUCAGCUGUCCUGGGAGAACGCAAGAGAUGUAUGUCGGAAGGGACUUAAUGCCAAUGUGAACGGAGACCUUGUUACUGUGAAUGAUCAAUACGAACAGGCAUUUUUGACAACUAUGCUUCUGGGAAAGAACGACAAUUUCUGGAUUGGCUUUAAUGACAAGCAUGUGGAAGGCAGCUUCUUUUGGACAGAUAAUAGUCCUCGUAAAUACACCAACUGGAAUGUCAAUGAGCCAACGGGCUACGGCUGGAACAAGGAUUGCGUCGACAUGACGUCCAGUGGAGAGGCAGGAAGAUGGGAAACUGCGCAGUGUGACCAGAAAAAAGGGUUCAUCUGUGAGACAGGAGCUGAUCAAAUCUCAGCGAAUGCUCCACCUGGUAACACGUCUUGUCCUCCAGGGUAUCUUCCCUUUGGUAGUGACUGUUUUAAUGUGUCUUACGUCCCGAUGGGCUGGAAGGAAGCUCUUAAAUUUUGCCAAGACAGAAUGAAUGGUAGCGAUUUGAUGAGCGUUCACAAUUCGUUUGAACAGGCAUUUGUCGUCAUGAAUUUAAAGGGUUUCCAAGGACGCUUUUGGCUUGGUCUCUCUCGUGAAGCUAAUUCUAAAGACUUCCAAUGGAGUGACCUUUCAAUGAAAACCUAUACAAACUGGGCUGCGAAGCAACCAGAUGCCCCAUAUGGCCAGAAAACGUGCGUUGUCGCUAGUAAUUCAGAUGCUAAUGCUGGAGGUUGGAGUGACGUCAAUUGCUCGGAAAAAAAUAGAUUUAUCUGUAGAUUACGAAGGGGCGAACCGCAUGUGUCACCUCCAUUGCUCGGAAGCUGCCCCACUGGAUGGGAGAAAUUUGACAAGCACUGUUACCUUUUCCGAGACAGCGACUUGCAGCCAUGGGCAGCUGCAAGAUUCAAGUGUUUAAAUCAGGGUGGAAAUCUUGUGAGCAUUACAUCAGAGCAGGAGCAAGACUUCAUCACUUUCCACUAUCGACGGAUUUCCGCUGGAAAAAUCUGGAUUGGUUUGAAUGAUUGGUCGCUGGAGAGAGGAUUCACAUGGAGUGAUGGUAGCCCUGUGACGUAUCUUAACUGGUUACCCGGUGAGCCAAAUGACAACACUGGUAUGGAGAAUUGUAUUGAAAUGUGGCCACCUAGUAGAGGAUGGAAUGAUCAGUCAUGUGCUGAUAGACGGGGCUACAUCUGCAAACAGCCUCUAGAAUGUGCUGCAGCUCUGGGCAUGAGUAAUGGUGCCAUCAGCAAAAGCCAGAUAACGGCUAGUUCUAUGUUGGCAUCAUAUGGUCCGGAUAUGGCCCGGCUAAACUCUAUGUCAGCUUGGUGCGCCAAGGCACAAUCUGGGCAGUACAUCCAGAUUGAUCUGCUUACUGAAACCCGCCUCAACAAAAUUGCUCUUCAAGGCUUCACUCUCAAUGGACUACCCAGCUUUAUAAGAACGUUUACACUACAAACAAGCGAGGAUGGUGUAAAUUAUGAGGCAUACCAAAGGAAUGGUCGAGAUGUGGUGUUUCCUGCAAACCAUGACGCCAAUUCUGUGGUCACUAAAUCUGUUAAACCAACAGUUAAUACACGCUUGAUAAGAAUAGUACCAAGCUCUUGGACCGGCUCUUUGUGUAUGCGGAUGGAACUUUAUGGCUGCCCGAUUGCUUGUCAAACCCCUCUUGGGAUGCAGUCUGGGUCCCUCAAUGAUACAUCUCUUUCAGCUUCAUCGACGAAAGACAGCUCCCAUAAGGCUGCCAACGCUCGCCCGUUUCGUGCAGUUGGGUGGUGCGCAAAGAUUUUAGAUAAACAUCCUUGGUACCAGAUUACUUUUCCAGGCUGGGAAAGGAAGAUUACAAAAAUAACCACGUGGGGAGGGGGCAGAGGGUCAGGGUUUGUCAGUGUGUACAGUCUAAAGUCCACACGUACGCUUGACGUAGACAUCACGGUUUGGUCAGACUACCAGGAAGGCGGAAAAACCAGGAAUUUCCGAGGCAACCAAGACGCUGUUAAUCCGGUGUCGCACCUCCUGGCAGAACCAAUCAUAGCGGAUGCAUUGCGCAUAAAGCCGCUGAACUGGUCGUCAAUUGGUGCUUGUCUACGCCUUGAAGUCUUUGGAUGUGAUAAAGGAUGCAACUCUGCCCUCGGUUUAAGGCAGGGGAUCAUCAAAGACUCAGCUUUAUCAGCGAGUUCAUCAUUAGACGAGGCCCACUUGGCCAAUAAGGGUCGGUUAAAUGGAAGUACUGGGUGGUGUGCAUCUGAUAAUUAUAGAGAGAGCUACUUUGAGAUUGACUUCGGAGUUGCGAUGAAAGUAAGCACCGUAGCUAUACAAGGAGCUGAAGAUGGUAAGGGGUACAUCAAAAGUUACAUUGUGAAUACGAAAGACUAUGUUGAUGGACCAUGGACUCAAUACAGGCAGAACGAUAAGACUAAGGUCUUCUUGGCAAACGUGGAUUUCUCAUCAAUAGUGAAAAACUCGUUCCCUUCUGGUCUGCGGGGAAGGUAUAUCAGGAUAAAGCCAAAGACAUGGAGUGAUCGACCGUGUCUCCGUUUAGAAUUGUAUGGCUGUAAGAGUGAUUUGCAACCAACUAUCAUCCCAUCAGUGAGUACAACACCAUCAGCAGUUCUAACGUAUAGAGGCUCAGUAAAGUUCUCCAACAAGACAUGGACUGAUGAAUACGAGAAUCCUGGUAGCGAAGCAUUCAAGACUCUCGCAAGGAAGAUAGAAAAAUCGAUUGCUGACUUGUACAACGACGAUAAGAACGAUGAAGCAUCAAAAGCCUUCUUGAAUGUUACAAUAACCGGAUUCAGUCGUGGCAGUAUCAUUGCUAAGUUUAGGCUGACGUUUUUCCGGGAUAUUGCUAACAAUCUUGGCGCUAAUGUGACCAGGAAGCUUGUUGAGGCUGUGGACAGUGGAGAAUUAGCAGGGUUGGCCGUUGAUCAGUCAUCUUUAAUUAUCAAGAUAGAAGAUGAUUCAAGUGUUAGCACCAGCAGUCAGCCUACAACAGAAAAUCAAAUAGACAGUAAGUUAAUGUAAACAGACUAGCUUUGAAACAGAUGCGAGAGUCCGUUUAUUGGUGUUCUCAGCU